CCUGUCCCCCCCCCACUGCUACGACAAUGAUGCAGUCACUCCCGACGGAGCUGAUGCUCCUGGUCUACAUCGUCACCUUCGUGACCGGCCUCCCCGCCAACGUGCUGGCCUUCUACGCCUUCUGCCGCAAGGUGCGCCGGAGGCCCACGCCCAUCGACAUCCUCCUCCUCAACCUCACCGUGUCCGACCUCAUCUUCCUCGCCUUCCUCCCCUUCAAGAUGAAGGAGGCGGCCGACGACAUGCUGUGGAACAUGCCCUACUUCCUGUGCCCGCUGUCCGGCUUCCUGUUCUACACCACCAUCUACAACAGCACCUUCUUCCUGACCGCCGUCAGUGUGGAGCGCUACCUGGGCGUGGCCUUCCCCAUCUGGCACAACCUCAACCGCAGGCCCGUGUACUCGGUGAUGGCCAGCGUCUUCUUCUGGGUCUUCUCCUCCACGCAGCUGAGCAUCGUCUACAUCAUGCCCUUCUACAACCCCACGGGCGGCAACGUCAGCCACGACAGGUGCUACGAGAACUUCACCCGCGAGCAGCUGCACAUCCUGCUGCCCGUCCGCCUGGAGCUGUGCGUGGUGCUCUUCUGCGUCCCCUUCCUGGUCUGCUGCUUCUGCUACAUCAACUUCAUCCGCAUCCUGUCCCGGCUGCCCAACAUCAGCCGCAAGAGGCGCCUGCGGGCCAUCGGCCUGGCGCUGGGCACCCUGGUGGUGUUCGCCGUCUGCUUCGGGCCCUACAACGCCUCGCACGUCGUGGGCUUCGUCACGCAGGAGAGCCCCAGGUGGCGCGACGUGGCCUUGCUCUUCAGCACCUUCAACGCCUGCCUGGACCCGCUCAUCUUCUACUUCUCCUCCUCGGCGGUGCGGGGCAUGUCCAGCUGCUUCCUGCAGGGGCUGCGGCAGAGGCUGCGGCUGACUGGCUGCCGCCCCCCGGUGGAACGCCCGGGGAAGGACGCGGGAAGGGACCCCGGCCCGACGCAAGCUAACGCCCUCUGAGAGCAGGCGUUAGCGGCUUUAGCAGACAUGCUAGCGUAUGCAUUAGCGUGCAUGUUAGCGUAUGCAUUAGCGGACACAUUAGCGUAUGCAUUAGCGGACAUGUUAGCGUAUUCAUUAGCGGACACGUUAGCGUAUGCAUUAGCGGACACAUCGGAGGAGAAACACCUUAGCGGACAUAUCGGAGAAGAAACUCUGUCUCUGUGGUGGUUUAUAUUUGUGCAUGCUGUUCUUGGGUUAUUUGUCUUGUCAUUCUCAUCGGUCGAUUCCCUAAAUAUCUUUGCGGUGCGUAGUUGAUGACACGCAAUUCUUAGUCUUUCUAGUUCAUCUUUCUGGAUCCCUAAAUGUCUUCACACCACAUGACGUGUGGUUCAUCUCUCUGCCUGUUAUUUUUAAAAAUUGUUUUUCACUCUUGUGGUUUUCGCGCCCGUGCAUCGGAGAGUUUUACGCAGAAUUAAUUCUAGAUCACUAAUUUUAGUUUCACUUUCUUCGAAACGGCCCAUCGAUGAGCUGCGGGGAAGCAAACAGGAAAGGCAGCAACGCAGCCGCAUUGAAAUCACCCUACGCAGUUUUUAAAAAAAGCCACCCCCAGAUGCACAAAAGCCCAGCCGUGACACACGUAGGCUGAUAACGCAGCUCACCUCUGUGAUAAUGAACACCUCGUUGGGAUAACCUGCCUGAAUGAUUGACUUCAUUUUUUAACUCCCCUGUAGCCUUUUCCCGGGGAAAUCGAUGGCAUUCAAAGGCAGCAUCGUUGCAUCCCUGCUGACCCAAACACCUCCCGCUCUCCCUGUUUCCUGCCUCUGAACCUCUGUGCCAUGCAUGGAGAGGCUAGCAUGCAGGGACAGGGAUGACUGUUUGACUAUUUUUUCUAAAAUUAAUUAAUCAAAUUCCUUUAUACUGCAGUCACCAGUGGCAACUCACACAUCUACCGUAAUGGAUAAUAGCACAAUCACAUGUGGUAGGGACACGAGAAUGACCAUCAGACACCAAUUUGCAUGCUUAUCUAGGAAUAUGGCUAAGCUUGGUGUUCAGGUAAAUAAUUGCUGGGGUAAAACAUAAGGAGUGUUAAACUGGAACAAAUGCAGAACGGCCCACCUUGUCUACACCUGCUGUUUAGAAAUAAUGCGUGUGAGUCCCUCAGUUGCAGAAAAAAACACGUGCAGGGAAUCGACAAAAGGAAAACAGCUGCAGUAUGAGUUCAUACAGAGUCAACAGUACCUACUUAUUACCUCAUUUCAAACUAGUGAUACCAUGGAGACUCAGGCUGUGGUACCGAAAGUGAUGUAGUUAUUCGUUUUCUAGAAACAGUCGCCCUCGGUCCUGGUCCCGGCAGAGCCGCACAGUCUGCCGGUGCUUGCUUUCGCCACCGAUUCAGACCCAAGAAACCUCAGUGUGACCUCAGUUAUAACAGUGUAAACGUCUGCUUUCAACAAAAAAGCAGGUGAUCAACUGCUGUGCUACAAGUGCUGAGUAAAAAAAA
Molecule: messenger RNA, 2469 nt
Organism: Anguilla anguilla (European eel)
Lineage: Eukaryota; Metazoa; Chordata; Actinopteri; Anguilliformes; Anguillidae
Product: free fatty acid receptor 3-like
Exons: 1
Coding region: 27-989 (320 amino acids)
Biological process (GO): G protein-coupled receptor signaling pathway; cellular response to fatty acid
Cellular component (GO): plasma membrane
Molecular function (GO): G protein-coupled receptor activity
Source: RefSeq, a predicted model, not a curated record